AAGUUGAAACCGAAGACAACAUCUUUACAGUCAUGUCUCAUAUCCUCUCAGCUGACCCCUGUGUCUUUGCUUUGUGUUGCAGAGCUGCUGCAGAUUGCCGGCAUCAGUCCUCAUGGAAACGCUCUCGGGGCGUCCAUGCAGCAGCAGGCCAGCCAGCAGGCGCCUCAGGAGAAGAGAGGCGGGGAGGUGCUGGACUCCACACACACCGACAUCAAACUGGAGAAGAGCAACAUCAUACUUCUAGGUCCCACUGGCUCAGGAAAGACAUUGUUGGCGCAGACCCUGGCACGUUGUCUGGAUGUUCCUUUUGCCAUAUGCGAUUGCACCACACUAACUCAAGCUGGAUACGUGGGAGAGGACAUCGAGUCAGUUAUUGCCAAACUGCUGCAAGAUGCCAACUAUUCAGUGGAGAAAGCACAGCAAGGUAUUGUGUUUCUGGAUGAGGUGGAUAAGAUUGGCAGUGUGCCUGGAAUCCAUCAGCUGAGAGAUGUAGGAGGAGAGGGAGUCCAGCAGGGGUUGCUCAAACUGUUGGAGGGCACCAUCGUCAAUGUUCCUGAGAAGAACUCCAGGAAGCUGAGAGGAGAGACGGUGCAGGUCGACACAACGAACAUCCUGUUUGUGGCAUCCGGUGCUUUCAACGGACUCGACAGAAUCAUCAGCAGAAGAAAGAAUGAAAAGUAUUUGGGUUUUGGAACUCCCUCCAACAUGGGGCAGGGCCGCCGUGCAGCGGCCGCCGCAGACCAGGCCAACACCAGCGGAGAGACGGACACCCUGCUGGAGAUCGAGGAGAAGGACCGGCUGCUGAAGGUCGUGGAGGCCAGAGACCUGAUCGAUUUCGGGAUGAUCCCAGAGUUUGUGGGGCGUCUUCCUGUGGUCGUCCCUCUGCACAGCCUGGACCAAGAGACGCUAGUCCGAAUCCUGACGGAGCCACGCAACGCUGUGGUGCCCCAGUACCAGGCUCUGUUCAGCAUGGACAAAGUAAGGGUUGCCUUACAGUGGCUGCUACAGUACUGUGUUGAAGGGAGCGUUGAGACAAUAAGACCCCAUCAUUUUUAGGAAAUGUUAAUCCUA
Messenger RNA from Notothenia coriiceps (black rockcod), 1071 nucleotides. Its product is annotated as ATP-dependent Clp protease ATP-binding subunit clpX-like, mitochondrial. Gene Ontology annotation, cellular component: mitochondrial matrix. The transcript has 5 exons. Gene Ontology annotation, molecular function: ATP binding; ATP hydrolysis activity. The record is from RefSeq and is a predicted model, not a curated record. NCBI's taxonomy places the organism in Eukaryota, Metazoa, Chordata, Actinopteri, Perciformes, Nototheniidae. The annotation marks the transcript as partial.